Molecule: messenger RNA, 1395 nt
Organism: Hypoxylon trugodes
Lineage: Eukaryota; Fungi; Ascomycota; Sordariomycetes; Xylariales; Hypoxylaceae
Product: terpenoid synthase
Exons: 2
Coding region: 198-1241 (347 amino acids)
Biological process (GO): trans, trans-farnesyl diphosphate biosynthetic process
Cellular component (GO): cytoplasm
Molecular function (GO): dimethylallyltranstransferase activity; (2E,6E)-farnesyl diphosphate synthase activity
Source: RefSeq, a predicted model, not a curated record
CCUUUAUCCCCAUUAUCGAUUAAAUUUAGGUUAUACAACUUCCACCAUCGGCCACCGCUCUACCUUCUGCCUUAUACUCAUUCAUUCCCCCCUUUUAUUCCCUCGAGUCCUUCAAUUCCGAAGCAGAUUUCCCUAUCUUUUAACAUUGAUACCUCAAAUUUCUUUAGUUGAAAUUAGGAAAUCUACCAUAAAAUACAAUGGCGAAGAAAACUACCCUCCAGGAGUUCGAGUCCGUCUUCCCAAAACUCGAGGAAGACUUGGUAAAUUGGGUGAAACAGUACAACCUGCCUCAGGAGCAACAAGACUGGUACAAGAAGGUCCUUGAAGUCAACACUUUGGGUGGAAAAUGCAACCGUGGAAUGUCGGUUCCCGAUUCAGUCUCUCUCCUACUCAACAAGGAAUUGUCCGAACAGGAGUACUUCCAGUCUGCUACUUUGGGCUGGAUGAUUGAGCUCCUACAAGCUUUCUUCCUCGUCUCGGAUGAUAUUAUGGACAGCAGCAUCACACGACGUGGAAAGCCCUGCUGGUACCGCCAAGAAGGUGUUGGUAUGAUCGCUAUCAACGACGCUUUCCUACUUGAAUCUGCCAUUUACACCUUGCUCAAGAAGCACUUCAAAUCUCAUCCCGCUUACAUCGACAUGGUUGAGCUAUUCCACGAAGUAUCACUACAAACCGAACUUGGCCAAUUGUGCGACCUUCUCACAGCUCCAGAAGACGUGGUAAACCUUGACAACUUCAGCAUAGAGAAGUACACCUUUAUUGUCAUUUACAAGACCGCCUACUACAGCUUCUACCUACCAGUUGCCCUAGCACUACACCAGCUUAACAUCGCAACCCCCAAGAACUUAAAGCAAGCACAUGAUAUUCUCAUUCCCAUGGGUGAAUACUUCCAAGUUCAAGACGACUACCUAGACAACUUCGGACUUCCCGAGCACAUUGGAAAGAUCGGUACCGAUAUUCAGGACAACAAGUGCUCCUGGUUAGUCAACCAGGCUCUGAAGAUAGCGACACCCGAGCAGCGCAAGAUUCUGGAGGAACACUACGGCAGAAAAGACACGGCUCACGAGGCCGAGAUCAAGAAACUUUACAACGACUUGAACCUUGAGAAGAUUUACCAAGACUACGAAGAGAAGAGCGUGGGUGAGAUCAGACAACGAAUCUCCCAGAUUGAUGAGAGUGAAGGCCUAAAAAAGGGUGUCUUCGAGACAUUCCUCCAGAAGAUCUACAAGCGAAGCAAGUAAGAGGUCAAAUCUAGGGAAAAGCUCAUGUCAUUGCUUUUAUCGUCGAAUUGAGCGUUCAGAAAAAGCAUAUCUGAAACAGCACGAGUGGCUUGUUCGAAAUUAUUAGAUCUUCAGCUAGACUAAAAUAUUGACAAUACCCUUUACAGUCUUUAGA